AUGGGCCUUGCACCACAGGCUGGUCUUCAAGCUUCAAAUCUACCUUACACGUCUCUUGCCCAGACUUAUAAUUAUACGGCGGCUCCAAGUGAAGAUGUAUUCCAAGUCGCAGCUUCACAGAAUUUUGGGCAGCCACAGCCACAAACAGGACAAGGAAUUUCGUCGGAGCCUUCUGGAGCUUUAUUCCCAUACAACCGUACUAUUAGGCACCAACAGUGGCCUUCAGUCUGUCCUGUAGCUGACAGUCAAGCCGACCACCAGACAACUGCCAAUGAUGGCAGAUUAAGUAAAUAUUUCCCUCCUCUCAAUUCUGCGACAAACGCUAGCCCUGUAAUCAACAGCGACUCGCGUGCCAUCGAAGAAAGUCCACGCACUCCAGAGAAUAUUUGUGGGCAAGGAGGUAAUGCUUCCCCUCCCUUGUCAAUAGUAUUACCUCCUCCCAACGAUGGCACGCCUAAAGGUCCAUCAAACACACCAGGCGUAACCCCGCCCACGUACCUCCCGCAGCAGAGCGUUUCAUCUACCGAAUCUAACAGAGGCGAUGCUUCACUCUCUCCUCGUUCUCGAAUAGAUGAUUUUGAAAUCAGGUCUGUCCUAGGCUGGGGUGGCUUUGGUGUCGUCUUCAAAGCUUAUGUUUCACUUGAUGACAACGAAUACGCAGUCAAGAGGAUUCCUUUGCCCAACAAAGAACGCAACAAAGAGCGCGUGCUGCGUGAGGUUCGGGUGCUAGCCAAACUAAACCACAACAACAUCGUUCGCUACAACGGCUGCUGGACAGAGACUCACUCUCCUGAAUACAUCGAGAAUUUCGACUUGCAAUGGAAACAAAAGAUGGACAAGAAAGAAUUCCUUUCAUCAUACCAGUCCCCUGAAGUCUAUACAAAAAGUCCUACCGACACUAACCUCAUGUCAGGGGACCAGCCCUCGGCACCUGUUGCAUCUCCAUCUGACGAUGUUGUGUCUGGAAAUCCCCUCGCCAGGGGGCGUUUCAAUGUGCCUCAUUCAAAAGACUCUAAAAAUCAGUCUUCCAAAAUUGGCAACGAGUCUUCUUUCACAGUUGAUUUCGAUGAGGGGUCUUCAGGAAUUAUAUUUGCAGACUCAUCCAAGCCUGAGCUCGAAGAAGAUGGAUCCUUCCACAAUCACGUCUCUGAGUCCAAUGACAGCGGUGGAAAUUCUCAUAGUUUUACUUUUAAUCAGGAGUCAUCAUUUAUUCAAUCUAAGGACGAUUCGCAACUUGAUGAGGAUUUUAAUUAUAACUCAGAAAAGAUGGACAAUGAUUCAUCAAGCAGCGGUAGCAGCGCGGCUUCAUGUGAAGAUGUGGCCGCUGAAAAUAAUGGUUUGACUUCAGCUGGAAGUCAGAGCGACUCGAUUCUGUUUAAAGAUUCCACACGGCCUGACUUCAGCGAAAUUAAGGAAAAUGGGCGUCGCGCUUCAAAUAUUGGGGAAGAGGAUGAAAACAAUGCCCUAGCCCGACCCGAAACACUCAACCUUUCCGACAGUUUACCAAGCUUGUCCCAAGCACGCUACGCCAAAAGGUCUCGUAAGAACUCGAGAGGGCCCCAAGAUUACCUGUAUAUUCAGAUGGAGUUGUGUGACCCCAAGACACUCAAAGACUGGCUGAUGCAGAACACGGAAAGACCUAAGACAAAGGUCCUUAAAUUUUUCCUCGAUAUCGUAAAUGCUGUGGAACACGUGCAUGACAAACAGAUGAUGCACAGAGAUCUCAAGCCGUCGAACAUUUUCUUCAGUCUUCAUCAAGAGGAUGUCUUAAAAGUCGGGGAUUUGGGUCUGGUGACUCACAUUGCUGACGAGGACAGCGAUGGCCACAGCGCUCGUACGCC
Molecule: messenger RNA, 1841 nt
Organism: Hyalella azteca
Lineage: Eukaryota; Metazoa; Arthropoda; Malacostraca; Amphipoda; Hyalellidae
Product: eukaryotic translation initiation factor 2-alpha kinase 3-like
Exons: 6
Biological process (GO): protein phosphorylation
Molecular function (GO): protein kinase activity; ATP binding
Source: RefSeq, a predicted model, not a curated record